Molecule: messenger RNA, 21830 nt
Organism: Coregonus sp. 'balchen'
Lineage: Eukaryota; Metazoa; Chordata; Actinopteri; Salmoniformes; Salmonidae
Source: the annotation of a GenBank genome assembly
GUUUGGUACGAGGAAGAGGAGGAGGAGGAAGGUGAGAUUAAGGGCCACAUUGUGUUCUGUAUGCAGGCUGAACACGCAGGAACACGCACGUACUACUUCAGCGCUGAGACUGCUGAGGAACAGGAGGAGUGGGUCGACGCUAUGAACGAGGCUGUCCAGAUACAGCCUUCAUGGAGGUAUACACACAUACUGUACAAGCAAGCACGCACGCACACAAACACACACACGUAAGCACGCACACGCACAAGCACGCACGCACACACACAAACACGUAAGCACGCAAACACACACACGUAAGCAAGCACGCACGCACACACACACACACUUAAUGUAUUGUGAAAUCUGUUGUAAAAUGUAUUUUAAUGUAAAAAUAUAUAUAUUAUAAUGUAUAUUACUGCCUUAAUUUUUGCUGGACCCCAGGAAGAGUAGCUGCUGCCUUGGCAUCUGCCAAUGGGGAUGCAUAAUGAAUACAAAUACAAGUUCAAAUACACACACACACACACAAACACACACACACUAACUCUCUCCCUUCCCCACAGGACCACCAACUCAGAGGCCACCACACCCACAGCGGAACUCCAUGGUAACACCUUGGUAACCAAAGGACCUGAACCACACACCCAGACACACACAUACAUCAAGGACAACGGCCAGACGACAGACCUCCAAGACACAGAGCGUGGACCACGAAAACCCGCCCAUCACAAGGUCAACGGGGUUGACGCCAUGGAAAUGGCCCUUCCCUCCACCAGCCCCUCAGAGCAGGAGGGGAGGAUGGGGGUAGAGAGAGGGGAGAGGGGGGAGAGAGGAGGGCCAGGACCUGCACCCCAUCCCCAUCACCAGCCCAACGGGUGGGGCCCCUACGGUCCCCCAAACGGGCCCCCUCACCAUGGAAACGGACCCCACCAGGAUAACGGGCGGCCACCCCAGGGACCUCCAGAGGGAGGGAUGAGAGAGGGGAGGGAGAUGAGGGAGCAGCCGGAGAAUGUGGUCCUGAGACGGGGCUUCGUGCCACGGACGAACCCUGAGAGACAGGCCCAGAGGAAGAGCUCCAUGACCUAUCUACAGCAGUGGGUCAACCAGCGCAGAGUCGUGGCUGUACAGGAGGACAUGAACAGGUGGGAGAGAGAGAGAGAGAGAGAGAGAGAGAGAGAGAGAGAGAGAGAGAGAGAAGGAGAGAGGAGGAGAGAGAGACGAGAGAGACGAGAGAUGAGAGAGAGAGGGAGAGAGGAGAGAGAGAGGAGAGAGAGAGAGAGACGAGAGAGAGACAGAAGAGAGGAGAGAGAGGAGAGAAGAGGGAGCGAGAGUCUGUGUCGUGACUCUGUGUUCGGUCGGGCUUAAUGGUUGAGAUUUGAGGUAGCUCAGAGGAUCGGUGAGUAUAGUUAGAAGUCUUGAUUGUCAGAAGAUGAUAUCGGCACCCUGUUCAAGAUUCAGAGGAGACUCUGAGUUAGGGGGAGUUAGUGAGAGGGAGCUAGUCUCGUCUCAUGCUCUCGGAUGAGUGAUCUCUCUCAUGAUGCUGGGUGAUCUGAGUCCUGCGAGCGCGAAUGCUUGGGGUCUUAGGCGGUUGAUAAUAGAGACGAGAGAAUAAGAUAGAGUCAGAGUAGAUAGGAGUAGUAGAUUUAGUUUGUAAGCGGUGUCAACACUAGAAGAGAGUCAACUUGCGAGAGCAGAGGCAUCUGCGUGUAGGUUUCCGCAACUCCAGCAGUCCGGCUCGAUAAGAGACCGGGCGGGAUCCAGAGCUACGUGAAGGCUACAAGCGGGGUAGAGGCGAAGGGGUAGAUGUUAUUUGCGUGUGUAAACUGAGUCUCCCUUCAACCAUCUCUCUGUCUCUCUCUCUCCUCCCCCAGUACCUCCCGUUACUACACAGUGAACCGGGGUGUGCCAGCUGACUACUACAGCGUCUACGAUAGCGUGGGGGGCGGUCCUGGCUACGUGGAGGAGUACCCCCUCUACCCGCCGGGCGUACGCCCCGACAGCAUCUGCUCUGUGUCAGCCGUGGGCUACGACCGCCUGGGCCCCCCUCGCUGGACCAACGAGGAGAAGAGAUGCUCACUACGGGACGGACCUCCCCUCUACGGACUCCCGCCCCCUCGAGACCCAUACAGCCCCCCACCCGGCCCUGCCUAUUACAGCCAGAUGGAUGCAGCACAGACCUCCAUGAGGCGUCUCUCCAUUCAGCCCAGGUCUAGGUCCGUCCCCAGGUCCCCCUCCUCAUCCUCGGGUGGUCCCUACUCACCCGGCCCUCAUAGCUUUGCCUCGCCCGUCCACUCGCCCUCGGCCCGGUUUGACAGAGGACCAAGCAGGCUACAGGAGGAUGUGAUCUACGCUGACCCCUCUGUGUACGGACUGAGGAGAUCACUGAGCUCACCCAAGGUGAGAGAGGGGAGAGGGUGUGUGUGUAUGCGCGCGAUGUGUGUGAUGUCAGGGUAUGUUUGUUAUGUCUGACGAUACUUUUCUGGGAAAAAGACCAAUCGAUGGUAGAUGUGUUAAUUGGAGAAGAUUUGUCUUUCUGUUGCUAGCCCAAAAUCACAGUGAUCUUAGAACAUCCUGGUUAUUUCUCUUAUUUCAGUAUGAUUACCCUGGAGACAGGAGGUCGCUAAGCCAAGGAAUGUACCACUACAACAACCCUGCCUCCCCUUCUCUCCACAGCAAAAUGGUAUGUCCUCCCAAAGCGUGUUACACUAUCAAGAAACAAUGAGUCCAGUGUCAAGAUUGUGAGACACUUGACUACAGCACUCACACACACUUUCACACACCUACACGUGCUUAGCGGGAAUAUUGUCCUCGACAGCUACCUGUGCUUAAAAUAUGAUCUGCAGCGUCUCUAAAGGUAUGCUAUAGCUGCACUUUGCUGCUGUAUCUGGUGUGAGUUCUUAUGUCUGUCCUCCCUGUCUCCCUUCUCUCUUUCUGUCUAUCUUUUGUUUUGUCUCUGUCACUCUGUCACUCUCUCUUUCUCUGUCUGUCUCUUUCUUUAUUUAUGUCUCUGUUACUCUGUCUUUCUCUCUACACACACAACUCUCUCUCCUUACACUCUUUGUAUUUGACUCUGCGUCUGCUGGUGCCACUGAUGCUGUUGCUACUGGUUUCACUGGUGUCUCUGGUACUGGGUCUUGCACUGUCCUCGUCCUUGUCACUGCUGCUGUCACUACUGCUACUUGUAUCAGGAGGACAUUUUAGACCUGCAGCUCCAGAGAAACCUGGAGUACCUUGAUCAACAGGUACGUGCCAUAGGCAUCUCUGGACACACCUCUACCACUACCUCUACCUCUACCGAUGCACAGGAACACUCACACACCAAACAAAAUCCAAUGCAUUUUACACAUACGUGCUAUGUCACAAUACAUUGUGAAAGCUUGGUAACUAACAAAUUACUUGGAAACAACGUUGAUUCAACCAGUUUGUGCCCAGUUUGAAAGCUUGGUAACUUAGCUACUGAGUACAGAGAAGGGUGGGGAAGGAUGAGUCUAGAAGUCGUGAGAAGAUGAGAAGAAUGACAUUAGCAUCAUCCAUAAACUGUUGGUUAUAUUAAACCUCUCACAUAGUGUGGUUGACAGCAUUUGUGGGAUGUUUGCCACAGCAUUCAGAUGUAUUGUCCACGUUGUCCACACUGCUACCUGCUAAAAACCUGUUGUUUCUCACAAUCACAUUCCACAUUCACUCCCACUGUUAUCCUCUCUCCUCUGUCUCACUGUCACUGACUGCUUACACCUUAUGAUAAUGACCAGUUUCUAGUGCUCACUAUACACACCCCAUCAGAUCACUCUACAACAACACUGGAACUCUUUGUUGAACAUUAUACACAAACAGAAAGUUGUCUCUUCGAUUUAACCAAUUUGAUUCAAGGGGUCUGAAUACUUUCCGAAUGCACUGUACAUGUAUCUUAGUAUCAGUAUUAGGGGAAGGGGAACAUUGUGAGGGUAUAGGGGUCUUUAUGUUUCCCAAAUAGUGGGUUGGAACUGCCUUCCUUUGGGUUAUGGCUUGACUGGGUCAUGGUUAGAAACAUGAUUUGUAUUUACUUGGUGACUCAUGUGCAAAGUCCCAGUGGAAAGAAAAUCAUUUUGGGACCACUGUUUGUGGGGCCUGUGGGUCUAGCUGAAGCCUGCCUCUCUGGGACACUCUCUCCUCUCGUACUUGUGAGAAGAGAUUUGCUCUAGAGGAGGAUCGCUCCACCAUUCUGGUUACCAUGCCGAUAAGGUGAUUUUCACCGGUCACCUGGGGCAAAACACACUGUCCAUUUUUGUAUAUAUUUUUUUACGGAAAUAUCACAUUUACAUAAGUAUUCAGACCCUUUACUCAGUACUUUGUUGAAGCACCUUUGGCAGCGAUUACAGCCUUGAGUCUUCUUGGGUAUGAUACUACAAGCUUGGCACACUUGUAUUUGGGGAGUUUCUCCCAUUAUUCUCUGCAGAUCCUCUCAAGCUCUGUCAGGUUGGAUGGGGAGAGUCGCUAGACAGCUAUUUUCUGGUCUCUCCAGAGAUGUUCAAUCGGGUUCAGGUCCUGAGCGCUCUGGAGCAGGUUUUCAUCAAGGAUCUGUCUGUACUAUAUUUCCCUCGAUCCUGACUAGUCUCCCAGUCCCUGCCGCUGAAAACCAUCCCCACAGCAUGAUGCUGCUGUCAACAUGCUUCACUGUAGGAAUGGUGUCAGGUUUCCUCCAGACAUGACGCUUGGCAUUCAGGCCAAAGAGUUCAAUCUUGGUUUCAUCAGACCAGAGUAUCUUGUUUCUCAUCGUCUGAGAGUCCUUUAGGUGCCUUUUGGCAAACUCCAAGCAGGCUGUCGUGUGCCUUUUACUGAGGAGUGGCUUCCGUCUGGCCACUCUACCAUAAAGGCCUGAUUGGUGGAGUUCUGCAGAGAUGGUUGUCCUUCUGGGAAGUUCUCCCAUCUCCACAAAGGAACUCUGGAUCUCUGUCAGAGUGACCAUUGGGUUCUUGGCCACCUCCCUGACCAAGACCCUUCUCCCUCGAUUGCUCAGGUUGGCCGGGCGGCCAGCUCUGGAAGGGUCUGGGUGGUUCCAAACUUCUUCCAUUUAAGAAUGAUGUAGGCCACUGUGUUCUUGGGGACCUUCAAUGCUGCAAAAAUUUUUUGGUACCCAUCCCCAGAGCUGUGCCUGUCCUUCGACCUCAUGUCUUGGUUUUUGCUCUGACAUGCACUGUCAACUGUGGGACCUUAUAUAGACAGGUGUGUGCCUUUCCAAAUCAUGUCCAAUCAAUUGAAUUUACCACAGGUGGACUCCAAUCAAGUUGUAGAAACAUCUCAAGGAUGAACAAUGGAAACAGGAUGCACCUGAGCUCAAUUUCGAGUGUCAUAGCAAAGGGUCUCAAUACUUAUGUAAAUAAGAUAUUUAUGUUUAUUUUUUUUUUAUACAUUUGCAAACAUUUCUAAAAAUCAGUUUUCACUUUGUCAUUAUGGGGUAUUGUGUGUAGAUUGAUGAGGGAAAAAAUAUUUUAUCCAUUUUAGAAUAAGGCUGUAAUGCAACAAAAUGUGGAAAAAGGCAAGGGGUCUGAAUACUUUCCGAAUGCACUGUAUCUAUGUAAUAAGAACUGUAAAUGUCUGUAAAUGUCUCCUCUACACUUCAGCUUACUAACGCUUUUCCAAGAUGUCUGGAUUGCUGUAGCACAGAUUGUUUUCCACUUGCCUUGUAGCCACAUGGUUUCUGGUAUCUUAGUGUAACUCCUUGUGCAGGCUCUCUCUUUCCACAGAUGCCAACUACUGCCCUCUUCAGGGCUUUUCUAGUCACUAGUGAUUUAGGGUAGGAGGCUCAGCUGUAGUCUAGACAGAAUCAAGGUGAAUGAUUUUCCCCUCCCACUCCAUAGUCUCCCCCAAGCUAUACACAGGCCAAGCCUGCCUCUCUCUCCUCUCUCCAUUCCUCAAUUCUAGCAUGUGGAUUUUAGACGCUAGACUCUCUCCACAGAACUGGCUUUUGGUUUCUUUGUCUUACCAAUUUGUUUGCAAUUUUUGUUCUCCAUGUUGCUUCACAGUGCUUUAUGUUUCUUUGUAUUCCCAUCUGUGUUUUAUGUCAUAUCCUGUCUUGUGCUGUAGCCUAAUAGUGUGUCAAUGCUUCAUAACACCCCCAACCACCCUCCCUCUGUGAUGUCAUAUCCUCCUUUGUAUACCAUCCAAUCACAGUCCUCCAUAAGGACAUAGAUCAGUGUUUCCAAACCCUGGUCCUCGAGUACCCCCAACAGUACACAGUUUAAUUGCAGUCCUUGACAAACACACCUCAUUCAACUCAUUGAGGGCUUGAUGAUUAGUUGAUAACUUGAAUCAGGUGUGCUUGUCCAGGGUUACAAUAAAAGUGUGUACUGUUGGGGGGUACACUCGAGGACCAGGGUUGGGAAAAACUGACAUAGAUGACCUGGAUAUGACCUUUGACAUUUUGACAGAGGGGGUUAGCAUUCCAGCUCACCCUAAUGCAGGGAUCAUCAACUUGAUUUAGCCGCGGGGCGAUUAUUUAUUGAACGGAUGGCCAGAACAUAAUUACAAAUAAUUUGUAGAAUGCAAAUUGACUGCAAGAAGGCCAAAUGUGUGGAAAUACUUUAGAUUAGAUUUCCAAAAUUAAAAUCACUUGGAGCUGACUUGCUGGUGUUUUUACAGUAUUUUAUGUCCAACAAUAAAACAUUUAAAAAACUUGGGAGGGGGGCUAAAUAAAAUGCGCAGAAAAAAUGGGGGGGCCAAACAAAAUCACCCGCUCUGUCUGCUCCAUACUGUAAACAACACAGAUUAAUAUGUUUUUAUGUUUGUUAUUGUUUUGUUAUUAUCUUAUUUGUUCAGUAUUAAUACCGAUGUGAUAUGUACUGUGAUAUACUAUGUAUGUACUAUGCACAUGGUAUGGUAUUGUGUUGUUACACUGGUUCUGUUCUGUGCUACGCCAUUGAUAAAGUGUUGUUCACAACUGGGUGGGUCUGGGCCAUUCCAAUGGCUCACUGAAGCCAUCUGUAAAAUGAUGUGUGGGUUGUUUUACAAACCCUUGGUCUGUGAAGGAUUAGUUUGGUCUAUGAAGAAUUAGUUUGAAUAGGGUUCUGGUUGAUAUAAUAUAAGUAUUAAGAGUCCUGUCUCUGUUUUCCCAGGUGCCUCAGUUCCAUGACCCCUACAGGGAGCUGCACCCCACACUGAAACGCAACGAGAUGGAGACCAGUGUAAGGCUGGGUCCCUCCAUCUAACUAUCCCAUAAACAGCCUCACUCCUCUUAUCCUAAACAAUCAACCUUCAGCCACCUUCCUCUCUCCUGCAAACACCCUCCUUCCAAUGGCAAAAUUGCUUAAUUUGUUCACUGCCAUUUUAAUAAACUGCCUCUCUCUCUCUCUCUCUCUCUCUCUCUCUCUCUCUCUCUCUCUAGAAACUUCUGGGUCGUCUGUGUGAGCAGAACAGUAUUCUAAAGGACCAGGAGGCAGUGGUCCACAGGCUGAGGAUGGACAAGGUAGAUAGAGACCUUUUACCACUAACACUAAAAACUUCCCCUAGUACUCUACCAGCUCCAGCAUUCUAAACAUUGCAAAGUCCAGGCGAGUCCAGCUGAAGACACAGCAUGUCUACUGGUAUAUCCUGCUACGAAAUGACACCUAGAUUAUGUCCCAUGACAAGGACAAUAAAAACAAGGCAGUCAUGGUAUUUACAAUGUAACGUGUUAUAUGUGGCGUGUGAGGUGUCUUAUGGCUUCUGUUAUUAAAUGUAGGUAGUAAAUGUCUAUAUGUUAUGUCAUAUCAAUCCAGAAUAAUGCUAUAAAAUACAAAGCUGCUAAAGAAAGUAAACAGAGAAGUACGCUCUGGGGUGCAGUUUCCCCUUGGUAAAGAUUUAGAAUCAGCUUCCCCACCCCCAAAUCCUAACCUUUACCAUUAGUGAGUAUGCAAAACUGACCUAAGGUCAGUGUCUAGGGGCAACUUCACCCUACUCCAUAAAAGUAGCCAAACAUGGUCUGACAUGUCCCCUGUUACCUGCUGUUCCCAGGACAGCCUAGAGGGAGCACUGGUGGCCACGCACCAGGAGAUGGAGCUGUACCGGGGUCAGCCGUUGGCUGCAGACAAACUACAGCUGAAGAAGGAGAAACUGCAGAACCAGCUCAUCAACAUCAGAGGAGAACUCUCCCAGGCAUCCAGCGUAAGAAAGACACAUAGCCAGGGAUAAUCCAUGAUAAUCCAUAGUGGUACCGGAGCGCCAAGUCUAGGACCAAAAGGCUCCUUAACAGCUUCUACCCCCAAGCCAUAAAACUGCUGAACAAUUAAUCAAAUGGCCACCCAGACUAUUUACAUUGACACCUCCCCCUCCAUUUGUUUUUACACUGCUGCUACUCGCUGUUUAUUAUCUAUGCAUAGUCACUUUACCCCUACCUCGACUAACCUGUACCAAUUUUAUAUCAUCUAUAAUCUAUAAGUAAAUCAAGGAGAUCCCUUUAAGGUAUCCUGUGUAAGAGAUAUGGAGGAUGAAUCUAAAAUAUAACAGUAUCUCAUCUAUAAUCUAUAAUCUAUCAAAUCUGAUCACAAUCAGAGGACAACUCUCCUACUCCAGUGUGAUAGAUAUUGUAAAGUCAAUGGUUGCUUUAGAAAGUGACUAUAAGGCAAGAGGUUUCAGCAUACAGUCAGGGUUUCUCAUGCGUAGGAAAAACUGUGCCUACUGCCACACCCACCACCUAAGCCCCUUUUUGAUUUUGGAAAAACCCUGAUAAUAUUUAUAGUUCCAGGGUCUAAAUGUGUGUUCUAGGGUCUGAGUGUGUGUUCUAGGGUCUGAGUGUGUGUCCACGGUCUGAAUGUGUGUUCCUGGGUCUGAGUGUGUGUUCCUGGGUCUGAGUGUGUCUUCUAGGGUCUGAGUGUGUGUUCCAGGGUCUGAGUGUGUGUUCCAGGGUCUGAGUGUGUGUUCCAGGGUCUGAGUGUGUGUUCCAGGGUCUGAGUGUGUGUUCCAGGGUCUGAGUGUAUGUUCUCUCCCCUGCUGUCCCCAGGUUCUGACCACCACCCGGAUGGAGUUUGAAACUUUGGAGGACGAGGUCAAUGCUAUCCAUGGAGACCUGUGGGAACAGCUCAACACAGGCGGGCAGGUACACGGACACCCUCUCUUCAUCUUGACCCCACACUGACCACAAACUCUAUGACCCACCUAAAGCUUCUGAUGUUUUAUUGUGGCGUACAAAGUUACCAAAACCUGUGUUUCUAACUAGUCGCCAGUCGAACACUGAAUAUGGAGCCUAGAAAUUAAAUGACUAGAAUGGAACUGAUCCUAUAAUCGCACCUGCUCAUAACCCCACCUGUAUGGUUCCAUUUUAGAGUUUAUAUGGCUGUUCAUUGGCUAAUUUCCAGUCACUUACCACAGUGUUAUCCUAGCUUGUUAAUAGCUGAGUCCAACCCUUCCUCCUAAUCAAUCAUUUAAACAGAAUAGGAAUCACUCAUCAAUAAUAAAUUAACACAAACAUUAAUUGUCAUCAUGUCCUAUUUAUCAUCAUACUUCUGAUGAUAUUAUCUAGAAUGUAUAAAGUACAGUCAACCUGCCCCAUUAAACACCUGACUGCCCCUCCUCUCCAUGGAGUAUCACCUGGCUCAUAGUGGUGAACUGUUAAGAGACUGUCCAUAAGAAUGCCAUGUCUGUGACCCACUCAGUAAAACAAUGUCCUAUUCAUUAGGAAUGAAACGGAAGCAAACGGGCCAAAACGGGGAGGGAGUACCUGAACUAGUCCAAUAAACAAAAAAACAUGUUUUGGGUUUCCUUUGCGAAAUGUUUUGCUACAUUUACUUACAGCGUACACUAAUGCAUGUAUGAGACCUUGUUAUUUUCUUAGACAAUAAGGCUACCUGGUGUCACUCUCUCACUGAGACACCUAACUGCUGCUUGUCACGAUCGUCUAGGAGUGAAGGAGACCAAAGCGCAGCGCGUUGAACGAACAUGACUUUAAUUAGAGUAAGCACGUAAAAUACAAAACAAAAGACGACUCGUGAAGUCCACAGUACAAAUACUGAAACACGGAACAAUAACCCACAAAACAAAGGAGAAAACACACAGAAUAUAUAUGGCUCCCAAUCAGAGAUAACGAGCCGACAGCUGACACUCGUUACCUCUGAUUGGGAGUCAUCGACCAAUCACCACAUGACACAAACAAAAAUGAGACUCACCCAUUCCCAACACCACCAAAUGAAAUACACCCAACACAAGAAAAUGAACAACCCUGGCUCAAUAUAAACGUCCAUAGAGCCAGAGUGUUACAGUACCCCCCCCUAAAGGUGCGAACUCCGGGCGCACCAGCAUACAGUCUAGGGGAGGGUCUGGGUGGGCGUCUGUCCACGGUGGCGGUUCUGCUUCUGGUCGUGGUCCCCAUCCCACCUUAGUCACUCUCCGCUUCCGUCCUCCCUUCCUCAUGACCACCCCCCAACUCAACCCCACAGGAUUAAGGGGCGGCACCGGACUCAGGGGCAGCACCGGGAUAAGGGGCAGCACCGGGACAAGGGGCAGCACCGGACUACGGGGCAGUACCGGACUAAGGGGCAGCACCGGACUAAGGGGCAGCACCGGGAUAAGGGGCAGCACCGGGACAAGGGGCAGCACCGGACUCAAGGGCAGCACCGGGCUAAGAGGCAGUACCGGACUACGGGUCAGCACCGGGCUAAGGGGCGGCACCGGACUCAGGGGCAGCACCGGACUAAGGGGCAGCACCGGGCUGAAGGGCAGUACAGGACUAAGGGGCAGCACCGGGCUAAGGGGCAGUACCUGACUAGAUGGCGGAUCCUGGCUGGCUGGCUCUGGCGGAUCCUGGCGGGACGGCUCUGGCGGAUCCUGGCGGGACGACUCUGGCGGAUCCUGGCGGGACGGCUCUGGCGGAUCCAGGCUGGACGACACUGGCGGAUCCUGGCGGGACGGCUCUGGCGGAUCCAGGCUGGACGGCUCUGGCGGAUCCAGGCUGGACGGCUCUGGCGGAUCCUGGCGGGACGGCUCUGGCGGAUCCGGGCUGACCGGCUCUGGCGGAUCCUGGCUGGCCGGCUCUGGCUGAUCCUGGCUGGACGGCUCUGGCGGAUCCUGGCGGGACGGCUCUGGCGGAUCCGGGCUGACCGGCUCUGGCGGAUCCUGGCUGGCCGGCUCUGGCUGAUCCUGGCUGGACGGCUCUGGCGGAUCCGGGCUGGACGGCUCUGGCGGAUCCGGGCUGGACGGCUCUGGCGGAUCCGGGCUGACCGGCUCUGGCGGAUCCUGGCUGGCCGGCUCUGGCUGAUCCUGGCUGGACGGCUCUGGCGGAUCCUGGCUGGCCGGCUCUGGCUGAUCCUGGCUGGCUGACGGAUCUGGCUGCUCAUGGCUGGCUGACGGAUCUGGCUGCUCAUGGCUGACUGACGGAUCUGGCUGCUCAUGGCUGGCUGACGGAUCUGGCUGCUCAUGGCUGGCUGACGGAUCUGGCUGCUCAUGGCUGGCUGACGGAUCUGGCUGCUCAUGGCUGGCUGACGGAUCUGGCUGCUCCUGGCUGGCCGACGGAUCUGGCUGCUCAUGGCUGGCCGACGGAUCUGGCUGCUCAUGGCUGGCCGACGGAUCUGGCUGCUCAUGGCUGGCUGACGAAUCUGGCUGCUCAUGGCAGGCUGACGGAUCUGGCUGAUCCUGUCUGGCCGAAGGCUCUGGCUGAUCCUGUCUGGCGGAAGGCUCUGGCUGAUCCGGUCUGGCGGAAGGCUCUGGCUGAUCCGGUCUGACGGAAGGCUCUGGCUGCUCCUGUCUGGCGGAAGGCUCUGGCUGAUCCUGUCUGGCGGAAGGCUCUGGCUGAUCCUGUCUGGCGGAAGGCUCUGGCUGAUCCUGUCUGGCGGAAGGCUCUGGCUGAUCCUGUCUGGCGGAAGGCUAUGGCUGAUCCUGUCUGGCGGAGAGCUCUAGCGGCUCCGGUCUGGCGGACGGCUCUGAAGGCUCAUGGCAGACGGGCGGCUUUGCAGGCUCAGUACAGACGGGCAGUUCAGACGGCGUUGGGCAGACGGACAGUUCAGACGGCGUUGGGCAGACGGGCAGUUCAGGCGCCGUUGGGCAGACGGGCAGUUCAGACGGCGUUGGGCAGACGGGCAGUUCAGACGGCGUUGGGCAGACGGGCAGUUCAGGCGCCGUUGGGCAGACGGGCAGUUCAGACGGCGUUGGGCAGACGGGCAGUUCAGACGGCGUUGGGCAGACGGGCAGUUCAGGCGCCGUUGGGCAGACGGGCAGUUCAGACGGCGUUGGGCAGACGGACAGUUCAGGCCCCGUUGGGCAGACGGCAGACUCUGGCCGUCUGAGGCGCACCGUAGGCCUGGUGCGUGGUGCCGGAACUGGAGGUACCGGGCUGAGGACACGCAUCUCAGGGCUAGUGCGGGGAGAAGCAACAGGGCAUGCUUGGCCCUGGGGACGCACAUAAGGCCUAGUGCGGAGAGCAGGAACAGGCCGGGCUGGGCUGGCGACGCGCACCGUAUCCCUGGUGCGAGAGGCCGGAACAGGCCGGGCCGGGCUGGCGAAGCGCACCGUAUCCCUGGUGCGUGGAGUAGGAACAGGCCGGGCUGGGCUGGCGACGCGCACCGUAUCCCUGGUGCGAGUGGCCGGAACAGGCCGGGCCGGGCUGGCGAAGCGCACCGUAUCCCUGGUGCGAGUGGCCGGAACAGGCCGGGCUGAGCUGGCGACGCGCACCGUAUCCCUGGUGCUUGGAGUAGGAACAGGCCGGUCCGUACCGGGAACACACACCACUGGCCUCAACCGAGGAUCAGGAACGGGCCGGACCGGACUGGCAACACACAUCAGUCCUUCACACCGUGCCACACACACUUCCCUCCCUCUACUCGCCAAUGACUCCCGUACUCCGUUAGCCUUCUCUCCUUUUCUCCCUGUGGCAGCCUCCUGCUGCCCAGCUGCCCGAGCCAUGUGCCCCCCCCAAAAAAUUUCUUGGGGUUGCCUCUCGUCCACGGGCCUCCAGCCUCGCCUUCUUGCUGCCUCCUCAUACCACCUCCUCUCGGCUUUGGCUGCCUCCAGCUCUUCACGAGGGCGGUGAUAUUCCUCCGGUUGUGCCCAAGGACCCUUUCCAGCCCGAAUCUCCUCCCAUGUCCAAAAAUCCUUAGGAGGCGUCCAUAACUCCUGUGUAGGUAGGUCUUGUUGCCGCUUGUUACGCUGCUUGGUCCUUUUGUGGUGGGUUAUUCUGUCACGAUCGUCUAGGAGUGAAGGAGACCAAAGCGCAGCGCGUUGAACGAACAUGACUUUAAUUAGAGUAAGCACGUAAAAUACAAAACAAAAGACGACUCGUGAAGUCCACAGUACAAAUACUGAAACACGGAACAAUAACCCACAAAACAAAGGAGAAAACACACAGAAUAUAUAUGGCUCCCAAUCAGAGAUAACGAGCCGACAGCUGACACUCGUUACCUCUGAUUGGGAGUCAUCGACCAAUCACCACAUGACACAAACAAAAAUGAGACUCACCCAUUCCCAACACCACCAAAUGAAAUACACCCAACACAAGAAAAUGAACAACCCUGGCUCAAUAUAAACGUCCAUAGAGCCAGAGUGUUACACUGCUACAUCACUCUCUAACUUGUUUUCUAGUAGAAGACUACAAUAACAACAAGUUAUUAACAGUAUUAGAUCUAUUCAGUAUUAUACUUCAAAUUUUCUUCUCUAACACUCUUCUCUCCUUUCUCCUUCUCUUAUCACCUUUACUUCCCUUGUCUAUUCUCCAUCCUCCUCCCCUCCUCUCCUCCGUCAGAGUGAGAUGAUCCACAGACACAUUCAGAAGGAGUUCUGGAGAGUUCAGGAUGUGUUGGAGGGACUCCACAAAAACAACCUUUCCAGAGGCACAGACACAGCCAAACACCGGGGUACGCCUGCACCUAACAACAACAUAACCUACAGUAUAGACUUUUUCCACAUUUUGUUACGUUACAGCCUUAUUCUAAAAUUGAUUUAAAUGUUUUUUCCUCAUCUAUCUAUACACAAUAGUUUUUUCGAUAUUUAUGCAAAUGUGGGGUGCCAGGGUGCCCAUCAUUACGCACACCUGUCACCAUCCUUACACACAUCAGCGCUUCACUGGUACUGUUUAUAUUAAAUGUUCACACCUGGUACCUGCUUCUCGUUUCCAAGCGUCUGUCCUUACAGAAUGCUGACACUACUAUAAGAAAUGUUUUGUUUUUUUGUUUGGGUUGGGGACGUCGGGUCUGGGUGCCGCUGCUGAAGGAACCCAGGGAUGCCUCAGCUGGCUCGUCAGGCUUCCAUGCCUUAGCUGGCUCGAGAGGUUAUCUUGCCUCGGUUGGCUCGGCAAGCUCCCAUCCCACGUCAUGCCUCAGCGGGUUCAUCAGCCUCCCAUGCCUCAGCGGGCUCGUCAGGCUCCCAUGCCUCAGAGGGCUCGGCAGGCUCCCAUCCCACGUCAUGCCUCAGCCGGCUCGUCAGGCUUCCACGCCUCAGCCGGCUCGUCAGGCUUCCACACCUCAGCCGGCUCACCAGGCUCCCAUGCCUCAGCCGGCCCGUCAGGCUCGACAGGUUACCGCGCCUCGGCCCGCUCGUCAGGCUUCCAUGCCUCAGCCGGCUCAUCAGGCUUCCACACUUCAGCUGGCUCGUCAGGCUUCCACGCCUCAGCCGGCUCGUCAGGCUUCCACGCUUCGGCCGGCUCGCCAGGCUCCCGCGCCUCGGCCGGCCCGUCAGGCUUCCACACCUCAGCCGGUUCGUCAGGCUCCCACGCCUCGGCCGGCUCGUCAGGCUUCCACACCUCGGCCGGCUCGUCAGGCUUCCACACCUCGGCCGGCUUGUCAGGCUUCCACACCUCGGCUGGCUCGUCAGGCUUCCAUGCCUCAGCCGGCUAGUCAGGCUUCCACAGCUCAGCCGGCUAGCCAGGCUCCCACGCCUUGGCCGGCCCAUCAGGCUCGACAGGUUACCACGCUCGGCCGGCUUGGCCGGCUCCCAUGCCUCAGCCAGCCCGUCAAGUUCGUCCAGGGUGGCGUCCCUAGAGGGGGAGGGGUACUGUCAGACCUGCUCCCGCUCCCCCUGCCCUGAACUUCAUCACGGCUUAAUUACCUCCCCGAUAUCUGUCUGUUCCUCUGUUUGAUCCCGGUGUCAGCAUUAAUAUUGUUUUGUUUCCGUUGUCCAGACGCUGUCUGUGUUUUGUUCCUGUCUGUUUUUUCAUUAAAUGUUCGCUCUCUGUACUUGCUUCUCGUCUCCCAGCGUCUGUCCUCACAGGUACUUUGUUGAAGCACCUUUGGCAGCAAUUACAGCCUCGACUCUUCUUGGGUAUGACACUACAAGCUUGGCACACCUGUAUUUGGGGAGUUUCUCCCAUUCUUCUCUGCAGAUCCUCUCAAGCUCUGUCAAGUUGGAUGGGGAGCGUCGCUGCACAGCUUUUUUCAGGUCUCUCCAGAGAUGUUUGAUCUGGUUCAAGUCCGGGCUCUGGCUGGGCCACUCAAGGACAUUCAGAGACUUGUCCCGAAGCCACUCCUGCGUUGUCUUGGCUGUGGCGUAGGGUCGUUGUCCUGUUGGAAGGUGAACUUUCAUCCCAGUCUGAGGUCCUGAGCGUUCUGGUGCAGGUUUUCAUCAAAGAUCUUUCUGUACUUUGCUUCGUUCAUCUUUCCUCGAUCCUGACUAGUCUCCCAGUCCCUGCCACUGAAAACCAUCCCCACAGCAUGAUGCUGCCACCACCAUGCUUCACCAUAGGGAUGGUGCCAGGUUUCCUCCAGACGUGAUGCUUGGCAUUCAGGCCAAAGAGUUCAAUCUUGGUUUCAUCAGACCAGAAAAUCUUGUUCUCAUGGUCUGAGAGUCCUUUAGGUGCCUUUUGGCAAACUCCAAGCGGGCUGUCAUGUGCCUUUACUGAGGAGUGGCUUCCGUCUGGCCACUCUACCAUAAAGGCCUGAUUGGUAGAGUGCUGCAGAGAUGGUUGUCCUUCUGGAAGGUUCUUCUAUCUCCACAGAGGAACUCUGGAGCUCUGUCAGAGUGACCAUCGGGUUCUUGGUCACCUCCCUGACCCCUUCUCCCCCGAUUGCUCAAAUUGGCAGGGCGGCCAGCUCUACGAAGGGCCUUGGUGGUUCCAAACUUCUUCCAUUUAAGAUUGAUGGAGGCCACUGUGUUCUUGGGGACCUUCAAUACUGCAGAAAUGUUUGGUACCAUUCCCCAGAUCUGUGCCUCCACACAAUCUUGUCUCGGAGCUCUACGGACAAUUCCUUCGACCUCAUAGCUUGGUUUUUGCUCUGUCAACUGUGGGACCUUAUAUAGACAGGUGUGUGCCUUGUCCAAUCAAUUGAAUUCACCACAGGUGGACUCCAAUCAAGAUGUAGAAACAUCAAGGGUGAUCAACGGAAACAGGAUGCACCUGAGCUAAAUUUCCAAGUCUCAUAGCAAAGGGUCUGACUACUUAUGUAAAUUAGUUAUUUAUGUUUUUUAUUUUUAAUAAAUUUGCAAAAAUGUCUAAAAAUUUGUUUUUGCUUUUUCAUUAUCGGGUGUUGUGUGUAAAUUGAUGAGGACAUUUUUUUAUUUAAUCAAUUUUAGAAUAAGGCUGUAACCUAACUAAAUGUGGAAAAUGUCAAGGGGUCUGAAUACUUUCCGAAUGCACUGUAUAGUAAUUGCCACGUCUGUUGUGUUUUUUUUCUAUCUGUCUGAAAUCUACCACACCAUUUUGAACUAUCUGUAGCUGCAGUACAUGAUAAAUGAAUAAAUGAAUCAAUAGGAGUAUAUUGAUGAACAGCGUUCUGCAUGCAUAUCUAACUCCCUCCCUCCCUCCCUCCCUCCCUCCCUCCCUCCCUCCCUCCCUCCCUCCCUCCCUCUCCUCUAUCUCUCUGUCUCUCUGUCUCUCUGUCUCCUCUCCCCCAUAUCUCCCUCUCCCUCUCUCUCUCUCUCUCUCACACAGUGGCCAGUGGAGCAUCAGGUUCUUUUAGCACCAAUAGUCCUGCCAGUCCCCUGAGCUCAGUAAGCCUCACCAGUCCGCUCAGCCCCUUCUCCCCAUUGCCCGGUUCCCAGGCCUCUCCCACAAAACAACUCGGUCCUGAGGUAAGCACUGCCUCUUCCUACUACCCACGCACCCACCUGGGUCACCACCCAGGACCUCAACCUAACACCCACUGAGUCCUCAACCUAACACCCACCUGAAUCUUGACCCAAACACCCAGCUGAGUCCUGACCCAAACACCAAAGACCCCCUUAUACACUCCUUACCUCGCACCCAGCCCAGGGCCCUCAGUCCUGAAACACAGUACCAGGUCCUGUACUUAGGCAUCCAGUCCCGUUCCUGAACUUAAAUCCCUACUUAACACCUAACAAAGUCCUGAGCAAAGUAGGCACCCUGGUCUUGAACCAAAUGUCCACCUGUGUCCUGAGUCAAACUCCCACCCUAGCACUAACCAAGCCAACCAGCUAGCCCCUGUAGAGAGUACAGACACCCAGAAACAUGCAAAACUGCACACCCCUCGAGCCAACCAGCAUGACCUUAGAAAUACUGUGGACACCCAACCAAACACAGACCCCAACACCAACACCAACCUCAGUACCAGUCAAGCAAUCCAGGCAGCCCUUAGUGACAGUACACAUCCACAGCCACACAGCCACCAAGCCAGGUGCUUAUGGUACACCCCACACCCUGGUACCACCACACAACCCGGUACCACCACACACCCCGAUACCAUCACACACCCUGGUACCACCAUACACUCCGGUACCACCACACACCCCAGUACCAUCACACACCCCGGUACCACCACACACCCCGGUACCACCACACACUCCGGUACCAUCACACACCCUGUUACCACCAUACACUCCGGUACCACCACACACCCCGGUGCCACCACACACCCCGAUACCAUCACACACCCUGGUACCACCAUACACUCCGGUACCACCACACACCCCAGUACCAUCACACACCCCGGUACCACCACACACCCCGGUACCACCACACACUCCGGUACCAUCACACACCCUGUUACCACCAUACACUCCGGUACCACCACACACCCCGGUGCCACCACACACCCCGAUACCAUCACACACCCUGGUACCACCAUACACUCCGGUACCACCACACACUCCGGUGCCACCACACACCCCGAUACCAUCACACACCCUGGUACCACCACAUACCCCGGUACCACCACACACUCCUGUACCAUCACACACCCCGGUACCACAGCCACCCAAACAACAGGCCUUGGGCCAGAGUGUACAGGCAGACCCAUCUCUAGACCUGAUGGACUGUACUGUAAGAUUUAAGAUGUUUAAGAUGGGUUGCAGCAGUUGUAGCACACACCAGACAGACUUGAUACAAUAACAGUUCUAAUGUGAUGUUGUACUUACUGUAUUAUGAUGAUGCAUCUUAUAUUACUUUGUAUUGCCAAUAGUAAGAAGCAAAACUAGAGGUUUGAAGCAGAAUGUGUUAUGCUUUCUGAAGUAAAGUAUAAAGCUGAGGUUGACUAAUGGUCCUAGUCAGUAACUGGUUAACAAAGUUCUGUGUCCAGCAGGCUCAGGGAAUCCUCACUGACAUUCUCAGUGAAAAAUUAGUCAGGAGUUCUCAGCCUGCAUGUCGUUAAAUUUUUAUUUCUAGGGCCAUGUCAACAUCAAUAAGCUCUUUCUCUGCCAGAAAAGGUCAGAAAAGGUGAUGUCAAAAAAGUUAUGUGUAACACUGUGUAGCACUGUUAUUAGUAUUAACCAGGGCCCAUCCGCACAUUUUCCUUGAUCUCUAAUCUAAGGAGCACGACCUGGUUAGGACAGCCGGACUGCCUGUCUGUGUGUCUCCACCGGCCAACACAGAGCCUUCACAUAUCUCCUGAUCCACUUUGCUAUGAGGAUGACAAGCAGAUGACAUAUGUGUUUUCCUCCUUAAUCAAAUCGUACACGUCGAUUCAGAGCAUCCCAAACAUGCUCAAUGGGUGACAUGUCUGGUGAGUAUGCAGGCCAUGGAAGAACUGGGACAUUUUCAGCUUCCAGGAAUUGUGUACAGACCCUUGCAACAUGGAGUCGUGUAUUAUCAUCCUGAAGCAUGAGGUGAUGGUGGUGGAUGAAUGGCACGACAAUGGGCCUCAGGAUCUCGUCACGAUAUCUCUGUGCAUUCAAAUUGCCAUCGAUAAAAUGCUAUUGUUUUCGUUGCCUGUAGGUUAUACCUGCCCAUACCAUAACCCCACCGCCACUCUGUUCACAACGUUGACAUCAGCAAACCGCUCGCCCACAGACGCCAUACACGCUGUCUGCCAUCUGCCCAGUACAGUUGAAACCGGGAUUCAUCCGUGAAGAGCACACUUCUCCAGCGUGCCAGUGGCCAUCAAAGGUGAGCAUUUGCCCACUGAAGUCGGUUACGACGCUGAACUGCUGUCAGGUCAAGAACCUGGUGAGGACGACGAGCACGCAGAUGAGCUUCUCUGAGACGGUUUCUGACAGUUUGUGCAGAAAUUCCUGUUGUGCAAACCCACAGUUUCAUCAGCUAUCCGGGUGGCUGGUCUCAGACAAUCCCGGAGGUGAAGAAGCCAGAUGUGGAGGUCCUGGGCUGGUGUGGUUACACAUGGUCUGUGGUUGUGAGGCUGGUUCUGUAAAAGCCAAAUUCUGUAAAACCACGUUGGAGGCGGCUUAUGGUAAAGAAAUUAAUAUUACAAUAUCUGGCAACAGCUCUGGUGGACAUUCCUGCAGUCAGCAUGCCAAUUGCAUGCUCCCUCAAAACUUUAGACAUCUGUGGCAUUGUCUUGUCUGACAAAACUGCACAUUUUAGAGUGGCCUUUUAUUGAACCCAGCACAAGGUGCACCUGUGUAAUGAUCAUGCUGUUUAAUCGGCUUCUUGAUAUGUUACACCUUUUAGGUGGAUGGAUUAUCUUGGCAAAGGAGAAAUAAUCACUAACAGGGAUGUAAUCAAAUUUGUGCACAAAAUUUUAGAGAAAAAUACUUUUUGUGCAUAUGGAACGUUUCUGGGAUCUUUUAUUUCAGCUCAUGAAACAUGGGAGCAACACUUUACGUGUUAAAGUUUAUAUUUUUGUUCAGUAUAGUUCCGAAUAUACUGAAGCGCUCUGGGACUGGAGUUGGAUCCUCCUGUUUUAGAAUUAAACUGUUGUGCUCUGCCUUCCUCUGGCUCUCAGCCAACUCUCUCUGUAUGCGUGAAGCUCAUAAUCACACUAUGCUGACAUUUGAAUUAUAGUGUUCAAGAGCAGAAAGCAACAGUCUAUUUUGUGAAUCAUAUAAUCAUCAUAUAAUGUAUAUAAUCAUCAUAUAAUGUAUCAUCUAUGUUGCUUAAUGAUUGUAACUGAUUGGAAAUUGUAGCGCUACUUUCUAUCUUGUUUUUCAUAUUCAGCAGCUAUCAGUGGUCUGUAUCAGUACUACUAAUCUUAUUAGAAUUCAGUAUGUGCAUUCAUGCUAGCUCUCAGUCCAGGCAUCUCAUUGGACACCUGUGACCCUUCACCCCUGAAGUUCAUUGGGGUCGGGGCUCCAAUCCUCAUAUCGUUCCAUGAUCCUCUCUGCUCUGCACUCCGCCUGGCUUUUGUCACUCCUCCUGAUGCACAGCGCUCUCUCUUCCUCCUCCUACCAUCCUCCUCCCUCCUUCCUUCCUUUCUUCCUUCCCUCUCUUCCUCUUAUUCUUCCUCCUUCCUGUGGCUUAAGGACAUUGGCCCGCCACGGCCACCACUUCCCAAAUCCUACUACCCCCUGGAGUUGCUCCCCUCCCUCCCCCGUCAGCCCUUUGACAGCUCCACCUGGCUACGCAGCCAGGGCCUGGAUGACGGUUACGUUGACGACGAAGAGUCCCGCGGCAGAAAGGUAUUUGGUGACGGGAGGAUGGGAGGGAGUUCCCAACCCUGCCACGCCCCCUGUCACUCACCCAAGCUGGUAGAUGUUGUCCAUAACCACUGAUUCAGGGACAUAUUUGUUUUUGUCCCCCUAAUGGGUAAAGUAAGGAUUGGGGGAAGCCAUCCUUGUCCUCCCCAUAAACACUCCCAGACCCCUAAAACAACAGAGCUCUAAGCUCUACCACACACACUCCUUUUACGCCAGCCCCCCCCCCCCACCCCCCUCCAUCACCCGCUUCACCAUCACCCCAUCCCUCCGCCAUACACAUGGUCACACAUCUCCAUCUGUUCUAGCGCUACUAUUCCACCUUAUCUUCCUUCCUUCUCUCUCUCUUUCUCUCCCUCUCUCUCUCUCUCUCUCUCUCUCUCUCUCUCUCUCUCCCUUUCUCCCUCCCUCCAUCUCGGCCUGUAUCUGCUCUCCAACAGCACCUGCAACAGAAGUGAUUGUUCUAAUUGGUGUCUCUGGCUUCUCUUUAGUCUGCUGUGAAACAGAUGUCAAUCAAUCACUUACUAUGGUUGAUACCAAAAACUCUUCAUUAAAUUGGAAUUGAUUCAGUUGAUCUGUAAUUAUUCAAUAAGAUCUAAAGCAACAAUAUCAAACAAAAUAGAAAAACCAAUUUUAAGUAUUUUAAAUCUUACCCAUUCUAAUGUACUGGGUGCUUUUGGAGGCUACGACUUAGCUUAGGGCGAGUUGCAGGUUCCCAUAGGAACGGUAAGGUUGUGAAUGGAGGUGUGUGGAUCCAUCCACAGCUAGUGGUUCCUUUACCAUGCUGUAUGUGCGCCAGUCGUUGUAGUGAUGUGGUACUGAUGUGAUUGUGCUAGUCCCUGUGCUAGUGCUGUGUCUGUCAUUUUAGUGUGUAGACCGUACUCUUUUCGGCUUAUGCCGGAUCUACUUCCAACCAUCAUUGCAUUCCACACUAAUGCAUAUUAUCUAAUGCAUUCUGUGUUUGGGUAACCAUAUGGCCAAUAGUUCCAACACUCUCCCGGUGUGUAAAUAUCUUACUGUUGAUUGGCUGAUGUUGCAUUAGCUCCUCCUCCUGCUCUGUGUUGCAGCACAAGUACGGUUAUCGACAGGACAUGUCACCGGGAGAAUGGACCAAUAGCAACGAAGCUCAGGAGCUGGAUCAGGAUCGGCAGGCCAACACGAAUAAA